AUGUCUUCGUGGCCGGCGGCGGUGCAGUUCGCGGACGAUGUGAGCCAGUCCUCGAGCAGCGUGUCGACGCAGGGCGACUACCAGGACGCGUGCGUGCCGCCUGCCGACGCAGCGCCGCUGCCGGAACCCAUGCGCAAGAUAUCGCUCACCCAGCUGCCCUACAUCCAGCCCGCUCGAGAACAAGACGAGCGCUGCGGCUGGUGCUGGUUCCGACCGGAUUUCCUGCUCAACCUUCGGCACCCCCGGUACGUGCUCCUGGCCCUGUGCUGCAUGGUGUUCCUGCAGGGGUUCGUGGCCAACGGGCUGGUGUACAUGGUGCUGCCCACUCUGGAGCGGCGCUUCCAGCUCAAGAGCCUCGAGGCCGGCACCAUUGUGGCCGUGUAUCACCUGGCUUCGUGCAUCUCGGCGCCGCUCGUCACGCUGAUCGCGGCGAGGCGCAGCAAGCCUUUCUACCUGGCCAUGUCGGCAAUCGUCAUCGGCAUCGGCACCAUGGUCAUCGUUCUGCCGCACUUUAUGGCGCCCCACUACCUAGAGGAGAGCCAAGAACGCAUGAGCUUGUGCCCGAGCAAAGGUGAAGAGGGGUCGUUGUGCGGCACACCAGAGGGCGACCUGCGUCGGUUCCGGUUCGUCUUCUGGGUGGGACACUUCAUCGUGGGUGCCGGCUCGUCGCCCAUGUACACGCUGGCCCUCAUCUACCUCGACGAGAACGUGCCUACCACCCUGUCCACCAAGUACAUAGCGACUUACCAGGCAACGUCACUCCUCGGAACGGCCACCGGUUUUGUGCUGUCGGGAUACAUGCUCAACGUCUACACCGAGGUUUCGUACGAUCCUUCGAGAUUGUAUUGA
This is a messenger RNA of Rhipicephalus microplus (southern cattle tick), 849 nucleotides long. Its product is annotated as solute carrier organic anion transporter family member 4A1-like. NCBI's taxonomy places the organism in Eukaryota, Metazoa, Arthropoda, Arachnida, Ixodida, Ixodidae. Gene Ontology annotation, biological process: sodium-independent organic anion transport; transmembrane transport. The record is from RefSeq and is a predicted model, not a curated record. Gene Ontology annotation, cellular component: basolateral plasma membrane. Gene Ontology annotation, molecular function: protein binding.